UUCAAAAAGAAAAAUAAAUAUUGCCGACAUGAAAAAAUGCAAUGUUUGUUUGAAAAAACGUAUAUCUACUAUAAGUGUAAAGAAAUCAGAUAAAAAUAACGUAAAAUGGUAUACGAAACUGCAAGACGUAAUUCCUGAACUGCAAUGGUUGGAGAAGUACAUGAUUUGUAAAUAUUGUACCAAACAGUUAGAGAAGGCCUGGGAAUUUAAAAGAUUUGUACUGGAUCGUGAAAAAAACUGGAGAAAUGAAACGAAUGUGAAUGGAACUUGUUUAGAUAGGGACUGUGAUAAUACAGAACUUUUCACUGAUGACAAAAAAGGGGUAUAUUGUAUAAUAUGUUUUAAAGUGUUUACGACUAUAACUCAACUUCAACAACAUAAAUUACAAAUUCAUAAUGAACAGUUAAAUAAAAAAAAGAUUACACAAGAGGUAUUUACUUGUUAUAAUUGUAAUGAUAGCUUUGAUACAAAAGAGAACUUAAUAAAUCAUAUUGAAAAAGAACAUAAGGGACCCAAAUUAUGCUCUUUUAAGACAGUAUUAGGAAAUUCGAUAGAUGAAGAAACUGUUGAAGGUGUAAGUGAAGAUUACGAUACUUGGGCAAAACUAACAGACAAUGAUGUUCAAGAUAAUUCUAAAUUUUAUUGCAAGUUAUGUGGUCAGCCUUAUGCUACGGAAGAAAUACUUCAGAUACAUUAUAAAGCAUGUCUAAAUAUUGUAGACAAUAAAUUGACAAAUGUUUGUAAAGAAGAAACUAAUCAUGGAAUCAACGAAGAAUCUCGUCCAUACUUUUGUGAAGAAUGUCGAAUAAAUUUUACAUCAAUCCUAGAAUUUAAUUUACAUAAUUUUUCUAAACAUAAUGUUGAAGUGGCACCGGUUAUUAAAAAAAGGAGAGGUCGUAAACCAUUAAGAAAAUUCAAUUGUGAAAUGUGUAAUGAAGAAUUUGGUUACGUAAAAUUAGUAGUUGAACACUGCAUCUCUGUACAUGCUAUGGAUAAAAAAAUCAUUAAACCGUACUCGUGUGAAAAGUGCGAUAUGCGUUUUGUAUCCUCCGCUAAUUUGGAUCAACAUCGGAACUACCACAAUAAGAACCGUACCCAUAUAUGCAGCUUGUGCGGUAAAGGCUUUAUAACAAAAAGUGACUUAACAGUGCAUGAGUAUACACAUUACAAUCGCAGGAACUACAAGUGUACGUUAUGCGAUAAAGCGUUUAACACAAAUAAAAACCUUAGGACUCACAAUUUAGUGGUGCACACCGACAGAAGUUUGUGGAAAUACGCUUGUUCCAUUUGUGAAAAACGUUUCCCUUUAAAGACGAAUUAUGACCAGCACCUUCGAAGACAUACGGGUGAAAAGGAAUACGCAUGUCAUAUUUGUAAGAAGCCUUUCAUAAGUAAGAGUGAACUACAGAGACACAUACAUAUGCAUUCCAACAUAAGAGCUUUCAAGUGUAGCAACUGUGAUAAGGAAUAUAAAGAAAGACGCACUUACCAAGCCCAUCUAGCGAAAAAACAUGGUAUCGGAAACGUUAAAGUUACUAUAAGGGAGAAAAAAUUUGUGUGUCACAUUUGCCCCAGUCAGUUUUAUGAUAAACAGAAGUUGAUGAGACACAUUUGUAGUCAUUCAGGGCUCAAACCAUUUCCUUGUUAUGCGUGUGACAAGAAGUUCACUGAUAAAUCGUACUUGAAACAUCACUUGAAAACCGCUCAUAAUAUUAUAGAACAGUCUAAACUUGAAGCGAUACAAUAA
Molecule: messenger RNA, 1747 nt
Organism: Anoplophora glabripennis (Asian longhorned beetle)
Lineage: Eukaryota; Metazoa; Arthropoda; Insecta; Coleoptera; Cerambycidae
Product: gastrula zinc finger protein XlCGF26.1-like
Exons: 2
Coding region: 29-1747 (572 amino acids)
Biological process (GO): regulation of transcription by RNA polymerase II
Cellular component (GO): nucleus
Molecular function (GO): RNA polymerase II transcription regulatory region sequence-specific DNA binding; DNA-binding transcription factor activity, RNA polymerase II-specific
Source: RefSeq, a predicted model, not a curated record